AUGAUUUCCCAGUUACAGCUUGCAAUCGAGUAUGGCACAAAGUUCAUGGAAACAUCAGCAAAAGCGAAUCUCAACGUUGAAGAAGCAUUUUUCUGUCUUGCAAGGGAUAUUAAGAGUAAAAUGGAACGUGGACAAGCUCACACGAUUUCGCAAUCAGGUCGAGUCACGGUAGGCGGUCAGAAUCAAGCGAAAAAGGGCCUGUUCAGUGGAUGGAGUUGCGCUAUACUAUGA
Cooperia oncophora is the source of this 231-nucleotide messenger RNA. NCBI's taxonomy places the organism in Eukaryota, Metazoa, Nematoda, Chromadorea, Rhabditida, Trichostrongylidae. The record is from the annotation of a GenBank genome assembly.